Molecule: messenger RNA, 704 nt
Organism: Pogoniulus pusillus (Red-fronted tinkerbird)
Lineage: Eukaryota; Metazoa; Chordata; Aves; Piciformes; Lybiidae
Gene: CGA
Product: glycoprotein hormones, alpha polypeptide
Exons: 4
Coding region: 76-438 (120 amino acids)
Biological process (GO): thyroid hormone generation; positive regulation of steroid biosynthetic process
Cellular component (GO): follicle-stimulating hormone complex; extracellular region
Molecular function (GO): follicle-stimulating hormone activity
Source: RefSeq, a predicted model, not a curated record
AUCAAGGACCUUCAAACACCAUCCUGCAGUUGCUCAGCUGCCUGCUUCAUUCUUCUUGCUCAAGAGAGAGGGCUGAUGGACUGCUGCGGGAAGUACGCAGCUGUCACUCUGACUGCUCUCUCUGUGCUUCUUCACCUCCUCCAUGCCUUCCCGGACGGAGAGUUUCUCAUGCAAGGCUGUCCAGAGUGCAAGCUAGGGGAGAACAGAUUCUUUUCCAAGCCAGGAGCUCCCAUUUACCAGUGCACUGGGUGCUGUUUCUCUCGGGCCUACCCCACCCCAAUGAGAUCCAAGAAGACCAUGCUCGUCCCGAAGAACAUCACGUCGGAAGCAACGUGCUGUGUGGCCAAGGCUUUUACCAAGAUUACCCUUAAGGACAAUGUGAAGAUAGAGAACCACACAGAUUGUCACUGCAGUACCUGCUACUAUCAUAAAUCCUAAAGGCCGGUCCCUUUCUUAAUGACCAAGGACAACAGUGAAUGGAAUAUUUGGGGUGUUUCAGCCUUUGCAGCAGCACUGUGCAGAGUCUUGUUCGCUGGUCAAGGUGCUGGGAAGAGCCUAUGAGUAAGAUGGAUGAUUGUUUUGUUUCCUCUUUGCUGCUUCCUGCAUUUAAGUGAGUUUCCUUCUUUCCAUUAGGGAUAAAAUACAGCACUUGCAUGACAACAGAAUGCUUGGUCUGCUUUGAAAAUAAACUGUCAGUUAAGUCA